GGUUACAAGCUUCUGGCACAGCCUCUGAGGCUCGCAACGAUGAGUCUUGCACAUCUAACUCGCGUAAUUGGAGCCUUAUAAAUGAAGAUAAGCUUAAGUUGUCAGUAAUGUACUUGCAUGUGAUUGAUUGAACUAAAGGAUGCCACCAAGAGCACGCGCCGGUGAUGCAAAUGGGCGUGGCGCAGCUGGAGGCGCAGCCCAGGCGCCCGAGCCAGCAGGGGAGAGCGCCGUGCUGCGCAGUCUGCGGGACCUGGCUGCGUGCUCGCAUGAGCUAGCCGCCGCGCUCACGCCCCGUGUUCGCCGAGUCCUUUUAGGGCUUCGUACCACCCUGGUCGCGCUGGACGAGCUGGAGGUGCAACCGGCGUGGUCUUACGUCUGGACGCAGCCCCGACUGCGAGUCCAGCUGUUCAUGGCGCUGAGCUUUAGCACCAGGCGCCUGGCGCAGGCGGCGCUGCUUGAAGAUGCAGACGACGACGAAACCUACGCGGCCUUGUUUCCCUGUUUCCUGGCGCUGGGCAGCGCCUAUCAGUCCAUGUUUGGCGACUUGCACCGGCCCCGGGUGCCGCUCGAGGUGCGCAACGGCAUGGUGAAGCUGGCGAUGGACAGCCAGUUCCUGCAGGCCCUCACACGCCUUGCCGCAGCGGUGGGGGAGGCAGAGGUGCGAGAGGCGCAGCGGCGCUGCGCCCAACUGAGCUCACUGCGCUCUGCGCGAGCCCUGCGCUCUGCCACCUCCGACGCUAAACCUUUAAGCACGCGGCUGAUGAUCGAGGGAAAUUGCAUCGGGCUGCUGACCACGUUUGUGGGCGUGGCGAUGGACCUCAAGGGCGCGCACGUGCGUCGGGUGCAGGAUGCAAUGGAGGCGAGUGAGGCGCUAAGCUGCAUCGCACACGUAGUGGUGCGCAUGGUAGCGGCCUAUGCCGAGUUGGACGCGGCCAAAGAGGCGGCAGCGACGGCCGUUGCCGUGGCUGGGGCCAGCGCGUCUGGCAGCCGCGCCGCUGCGGGCUCCGGCGGCCGAGGUGGCACAGGCGGCAGCGCAAGUGGAUCCGGCGCCCAGCAGCCGCCCAACCAGUUCCCGGUUCGCGACACCGCAGCCGAGCACUACAAUCGUGUGUGCAAGUGCGCCCACGUCAUGUGGGGCACCUACGUGAAGUUCCACAGCGAGCUGGCCGUAGCAGACCCGGCCGCUGCCGCCGCCGCCACGAAGCUGCACGCCACGCUACGGUGGAUGGAGCGCUCGCUGUCGCGCCCCUGCGUGCAGCACCUGCUGCUGCAGCACGUGCUGGCGCAGGUGGUGGCGGUGGACGCUGGCAGCAGCUACGGCCUUACGCCGCAGCAGCUGCUGCCUGCUGUUAAGGCGCCGCUGGUGCAUGCGUCGUGCCACACGCUCGGGUACAUGGGCGGCGCUGCUGCCGGAGGCGGCGCGCGUGCCGGCGGCACCCGUCACGACUCCAUCACGUUGCUGCUGCAUGCGGACACGACGAACUCGGCCCUAGAGAUAUGGACGUUGGCGACCUUGCCAGCCGCCGCCGAGGCGCCUGCUGGCGGCGGCAGUAGCAGCAGCGGCGGCAGCAGUAGCAGCAGCAGCGCACGGCGCCCUGCACAUGAGUUGGAGCAGCAGCAGCAGCAGCAGCAGCAGCAGCAGCAGCAGCAGGCCUGUACGGAAUGGCCGCCGGCGGACUGGCCGCCCGGUACUCCGUGGCAGUUGUCCAACGGCGCGGUCACCGUGGGCCGCCCGGGCAGCGGCGGGCGGAGCGGGCAGCUGCGGCGGCCGCCGAUGCCGGUCGGGGCGCUGGAGGCUCUGCUGCUGCGGGUGGCGGAGACCCGUCUGGCCAGCCUGGUGCAGGGUUUGCUCUACAACCUAGAACAGGAGGGGAGCGCGGGCCGCGCGGGAAAGCUCUCGGAAGCGGAUCAGGCACGCACACUUUUGGCGCUGGUCACGCCGGCGGCGGUUGCGCCGCCCGCCGCGCCUGGCUUGUACUUCUCCCCGCGCGGCAGCCUUGCGGUGGCCGCCAGGGCGCUUGUGCUCGCUGUGACAAAUCGCAGCGACCACGCCAGGGCUCGGUGGCAGCAAAAGCAGCUGGAGAAGAAGCAGAAGCAAGGCGCAGCGCCGGUUGACACGAGUGCCUCUGGCCCUGUGUCCGAGGCGGACCUGCAGGGUGACGUGAGGCGGCUCUGGCUGCCCAUUGCGCGGGUGGCGCACGCGUGUGUGGAUACGGCGGUGGUGUGUGGCACGGACUUCGGCAAUGUUGGGGUGGACGGCUCAGGCCCGGUCGCGGACAACUACCAUGAGGUAGUGGCGGCGCUGCCGCUAGUGGAGCGACUCAUGUCGCAAUGCGGCGGCCCGAGGGUGCCCCCGCUGCCGCCCGGCCGCAACGGGCUCUUCACGCUGCCGCCGGCGCCGCUGCCCGGCCAGGCCGCCGCGCUGGAGUCCGGCUACCUACCAGCACUGGAGCGGCUGUUGCGGGCGCUGCACCGCACUCGCGGCUCCAAGCGGGAGCAGUGCCACGUCCUGCUGGGCGGCUUUGGCCUUUUCGUCAGCCACGCCCGGGCCUUCGAGCCCACCUGGGCCGUGGCCUUCGCGUACGGCCAGCCGCGGGAGGUGGCGUCGCUCGUUGCCACGUCAGCCACGGUGCUGCAGCUGCUGGCGCUCACCACGGACGGCACCCAUGAGCAGGUCUCCUCGGUGUCGCUGGGCGGCGCGUCCGCCGGCACCACCGUCGUCCAUGUCGCCCAAGACACGCCGCGCGAGAUGGCCAUGCGCCGCGGCCUGCUGCACGGACCCAACAUGCUGCGGGGGCUGCUGACGUGGCUGGCAGACUCGGCGGCAGGAGAGGCGGGCGCAGCCGCAGCGGCGGCGGCGGCGGCGGCGGCGGGGCUUGCGCCGGGGGAGUGCUGGUGGCAGCGGCAGUGGAGCCGGCGGCUGGCACCGCAGCUGGGAGCCGCAGGCCCCAGCGGCAGCAGUGGCACCACCACCAACAACACCAACACAAUCACUGCCACGGGCAGCAUCAGCACCAGCAGCAGCACCAGCAGCAGCACCGCCACCAGCAGCACCAGCAGCGCCAGCGCCCUGACGUGCGCGUCCGACUGGGGCCUACCGCAGCCGGCGCUGCAGGCGCUCGCAAUGUCCAGCUUCACGCUCCAGCGCUGGCUCAAGUCCGUGAGCCGCGCCGCCCGCCACCUGGCCGCGAAGGCGCACGAGCUGGCGCUCGUUGUUUGGGACCUUGCCCCGGGCGACCCAUUGAUCAAGGCUGCGUGUGGCCUGCCGUCCAAUCCGGACCAGGACCAUGACGAUGACUGUGGCCACAUCGGCACCCACACCCGUGCCGCGGCGGGUACGGCGCGACUCGUGUUCCAGGCUGCGGCGCCGCUGGUGCACGCGUUCACCCUGUGUAAGGAAUUUGCAGAUGCGGCGCGGGCGCGGGAAGGCAGCAACAGCAGCAGUAGUGGCACCGCUGGAGGCGGAGGUGGAGGCGUUGACACUGGCGAGGCCAAGGCGGUGGCGGCAGAGGCCGAGGCGGCGGCUGAGGCGUGGAAGCAGCUAUUACUGGAGUGCCUGCCGCCCUGCAUUGCAUCUGUGGUGCAGUUGCUGUGCGUCGGAGCCGGCCCGCAGGCCACGGACGCUGACUUCGGCUGGCUAGCACACGCACUGUUGCAGCUGGCCACCGUGGUGCCGGAAGAGCUUUUCGGCAAGCUUGGGGACGUGAUUGUGCCGCCCUCCGGCCCCCGUGCACGUAUGACGGUAUCCAAGGCGCUUGGAGCCAUUAUGUCGCUGCGGUUCAGGGAGGUUCCAGGCAAGGAGGCAGAGCUGCGCGUGGUCACGGAGGCGCUGGAUGUUGCCAAGGCCGUGCAGGACCGCAGCGGCCGGCUUGCGCCUGGAGAGCGGGAGGCGAUGCUGGCGGGCUGCGCAGCGACCGCCGGCUGGCGUGCCAUGGACAGCGGCGCGCCUGCGCAGCCGGACUGGGCGCGCCGCGUGGGGGCGCUGCUGCCGCCGCCCGCCCUGGCAACGGAGCUGCUGGGGCUGGGGGGCUGUCCGGCCCUGGAGGGCUGCAGCAACGGCGCGUGCGUGCGCAUGCCGGGGGCCAGCGCGGCGGCGGCGCCGGCGUUGCGCUGCGGCGGGCGGUGCGGCGGCGCUGUGCUGUACUGCUGCGGUGACUGCCAGGCGGCGCACUGGAAGGCGGGGCACAAGGCGGCGUGCGGCAAGAAGUGAAUCAGGCGAAGGGGGUUUGCAGCAAACGGCGUGUGGACCCAUACGCUGCUCAUGCCGUACAUUGUGAAGGCUGGAUGAAACACGGCUGUUGGCGCCCGACCGCCUAUGCUGUGUUCGCGAUACGGGCAGGCGCCAUGUCGCAUGCCAGGCAGGGCCGGCAGUCGUCACGGACCAAACAGUUGUACCUUUGCUCAUUAUGCGGUAGCAUUGGGUUGGAGUUAAAUCGUCUUGCGCGGGGCGGGGCGGGGGAAUCAGGCACCGCCAGGCACAUGAAUUAAAGCGACGGGAAGUCUCGAAGGUCACCAAGAGCUGUGAGGAAGUUGCGGAACAGUAGUUUGGACCCGGCGCCGUAUCUUAAACCUAGAAUGACAGACCUUCACACGUUGUAAUCGCACGCAAUCGCCUGAUGUGAAGCUCUUGAAGAUGACCCCAAUCCCUGAUUUGGUCGACCUUUAUGUUUUCUCGAAGAUGAAGGGAGCGAAGGCCUCGCCAAAGUUUACGCGGGGGAGGAGGCUGAGUGUUCCAGGCAAGGUUCCAGGGCUAUGAAGUCGGGCAAAGGUCACGGGGUAUGCACCGCAGCCAGUUGACCGGAUGCUGCGUCAGUUGUCCGAGCGCAAGGGGCUCGUGCCUGAACAAACGUUGUGAAGGGGCUGGCAGGGCGGCGAGGCCGGUGAAAGUUGCCGGUGUCGCGGAAGGUGGGGCAGCUCCCACGCCAGGGCCCCACAUUAAUAGACAUUGUA
This is a messenger RNA of Chlamydomonas reinhardtii, 4950 nucleotides long. RefSeq lists its product as uncharacterized. NCBI's taxonomy places the organism in Eukaryota, Viridiplantae, Chlorophyta, Chlorophyceae, Chlamydomonadales, Chlamydomonadaceae. The transcript has 6 exons. Bases 140 to 4210 code for a protein of 1356 amino acids. The record is from RefSeq and is a predicted model, not a curated record.